GCAGCUACAAUAAUUCUCGGACAAACAGUCAGCCUCCUAUUGCCCGGAUUUCAAGGGCGUGAAUUGGAAGCGAGCAUAUUAUCAACCGAUAAUGAAACGACAACAUUCCUUGUGACUUGCCCUCAAACCGUGGCUGCAUCUGACUGCGGCGUUUCCGAAGCAGGAAUGACGGCUAUCAUUAAGAAGGACUCCGUAGAGCUGGUGGAUGUCAACAAAAAGAAUAGCACCGCGUCCCUGUCGUGUCAUAUUACCGGAACAACGUACGCAUCCUGCUAUGCUACCAACAAGAUUUCGGUUCACGCCACACUAGCCCCAAAAGACCUCAACUGGAUGGCAAUACCAGUUAUGACCACAAUAUCAAAUUCACCGGGCGCACUAAGCGCCUCAAUCUCCACCCAGAAAGUUCUGGCCACGUCUCCUAUGAAGCCGCAAUCAGGCAUAGAAACGGCUGCUACACCGGCGGCUGAGAGCCAAGGAGCAUUUAGGUUCAAGACCCCAUGGGGUUUAUGCGGCAUAGUGGGUUCGAUUAUGGCUGGGCUUUUGGGGUACAUUUUGCUUUUUUCUUUGCUGGGCUGGCAGGCUCAAUCCUUUCACUGA
Penicillium waksmanii is the source of this 597-nucleotide messenger RNA. RefSeq lists its product as uncharacterized. The transcript is spliced from 3 exons. The record is from RefSeq and is a predicted model, not a curated record. The annotation marks the transcript as partial. NCBI's taxonomy places the organism in Eukaryota, Fungi, Ascomycota, Eurotiomycetes, Eurotiales, Aspergillaceae.